Molecule: messenger RNA, 381 nt
Organism: Rotaria sp. Silwood1
Lineage: Eukaryota; Metazoa; Rotifera; Eurotatoria; Philodinida; Philodinidae
Source: the annotation of a GenBank genome assembly
AUGAUACUACUCGGAUUUUUAUUACUACCAGAUAGUGGUGAUAAAAUAACCUUGAAAAUUACAACUCUUCUAAAUGUUGUUAUGUUCAGUUUACUUCUAUCGGAAAUUAAGCCACCAAGUUCAAAUGCUAGACCAAUUAAUACCGUAUAUUUCAUGUGUGUUAUGAUUAUGUCAGUGGUAUCAGUUAUUGCAUCAAUAUUAGUAUUAUCACUUCAUUUUCGAAACUCUAAAAGUUAUACAAUGCCAUUAUGGGUUCGUAAGUAUAUUUGUAAUUAUUUGGCAUGGCUAUUACGUAAAAAGCGUCCUAAUCAUGAUUUUAGUUGGCGCGCCAUUCGUCGUCGAUGUACUUCUACAAAACAACAAUUGAAUAAUCAUAGAUGA